This is a messenger RNA of Venturia canescens, 1919 nucleotides long. RefSeq lists its product as uncharacterized. The record is from RefSeq and is a predicted model, not a curated record. The coding region runs from base 250 to 1413 and encodes 387 amino acids. Lineage: Eukaryota; Metazoa; Arthropoda; Insecta; Hymenoptera; Ichneumonidae. The transcript has 2 exons.
AAUUACAACGCCAUAUCUUCAAAUCUUCGAACUGUUGGAGAGAACAAAGAGAAACAAAAAAGUAUCGGCGAACACCUUGUAUUCAUACCCGCUUUCGAACGGAUUCCGAGUCGUGUAUAUUUCAUUGAAAUUUGGUCGUAAUAAAUAUUCCUUAUUGUGUUGGAUGGUGAUAAAAAAUAAAGAACGUUGGAAGACAAUUGAAAAUACUGUUUAUAAAAACUUCGACGACUGUUCGAUUUUGCAAAAAAAAUGAAGGGAGAGAAAAGAAAUCUGGUCAGAAUACAUUUUUUCGCAAACGCUUGUCACGUAUGUAGAGCUUACGGUAAAAAUAUCGAAUUAAAAAGAUGUUCGAGUUGCAAAUCAAUUGCUUACUGCAAUCAGGAACAUCAGAAAGCGCAUUGGUUGAAACACAAAGAGUUGUGUAAAAUUCUCAGCGAUAUUAUCAAAGUUAAUGGUACGCUUCACGAACCACUUGGUGAUUUUGAAAAAAAUCCAAAAUCUUGGGUGAAAGCGAAGGAGAAGUUGAUCACUUUGGUAGAAUCAAAAUUGGGCCGUGAGCUCAUGCUUUUCGAAUGUGAAAUGUUGGAAUUUCCAAGAUCCUGUGAAAUUUGUCAUGAAACCGAUUCUAUUAAGUUACGCGAUUGCAAAGAGUGUCCGGAUGCCAGCUUCUGUACAAAACAUCCCAGGGACGACCGACAUUCUGCCAAGUGUAAAACUUCCAAUCUCUGUUUCGCAAUGCAUACAACGACCUUUCCCGUUGGAAUAGGUUUAUUAGCAUGUAUGGCUAUUGGAUCUCAUCAUGAAGAAAAAAUCCCGAAAAAUAUGGAAGAAGCAAUGAAACUGUUUUUAAUUCACUGCCCUGUCAACAAGACUGAUGCGUCGUCGAAACUUUGGAUGAAUCCGAAGGAAGUCUAUCCAAUGAAUGCCUGGCAAACCGUGCUGCAUCACAUUCCAUCUCUCAAAGUGCUUAAAAUUGUCUUUGUUGGUCCGAAACGAUCAUCCGAUCCUGAAGAACUUGAUCUCUGCGUGGACUGCAACAAUCUUAAACGCAAAUUGAUCGUUCAGGAAGUGGGGGACUCGUACUUGGAUUUCAUAACUGCCAAGUCCUUCACAAAACCCGAUUACGUCAUCGGAUUUCAUUUACAAAUGUGCCACGACAUUCGUCAACACGACCACUGGACUUGUACCUUCAAGGAAUUGAAAAAACUUGGCUGUCCUUUUUCUGUGACUUCCUCCUCCACCAUAGAAUUUGAAGGACAAAGAACAGCCAUUGAUAUUUUUUUUGAGAAAGAAGUGAAAUACACAUGGGCAGGCAGAAAUCCAAUGGCUAGCUUAAGUCCUCACAGACACAUUGAGGACAAUGACUUCUGGUUUCCCAAUCAAUGGAUGACCAUUUACAAAAAAUUGGAUUGAAAGAUACUCCUCCAUCAAGUUUUACUCGUUUGUACAACUUCUCAAAAUCUCAUGUACUCUGAGAAUGGAAAGACAACAAAAAAUAAUUGAAGAACAACCCGGUGAGAGUUUACAUUGAUAAAAUAGAUUGAAAUUUUGUUUUCUUUGCAAUUUGAUAAGUAUAAAUAAUAAGAUACGGUUCUUUUGAUUUUACUAUGCAAACUAUGUUUUAAUUGUUCUUACAAAUAAGAAUUUUAUUUCUAGCUUAAUUUUGCAUAUCUUAAGAAGUCCUCUGGCGCUGGCAUUGCUCAGUUUUUUUCAGGUAUCUUUAUAACGUUAAGUAUGAAAUGACGGAAAGAAAAAGAAGUUGUUUGCUGCUUCAUUGUUAUAAGGUUAAUGUUAACAGCGAAACACUCUGUAUUGAGAAAGUAUUUCUAAUGUAUUUGAAAUUCUUUGUGAUGUUCACUCGAAUACUCUUCUCCUUAAAACGGAGCGACAAAAUAAAAUACGUUCUGUACUCAUUCUCC